AAAAAUGAGAGAGAAGGAAGUGAGAAGCCAUAGUUAAUGGAUUUCUCGGAGAAGGACCUAUUCGGCGAAGAUUCCGACAACGAACAAGAUGGGACGCACUCUUCUUCCCGAUCUUCAUCAUCCUCUGCUUCUUCUUCCUCUUCCUCAUCUUCUUCUGCCUCUUCCUCCAACGCCACUGAUGCUGCCGCCGACUCCAGCUCCGCCACCGGAACCGCCAGCAGCGGCGGCGAAGAUGGCGAAGAGAAUGGCGAUGUCGUAGAUAGCAACAAGGUCCAUGCCUCUCAUAAUGAAGACAAAGAUCUAUUUGGCUCUGAUAAUGAAGAUUACUGUAAAACCCUUGCUAAAAGUCCUUACCCUAUUCCUGUAUUGCCUGCCAUCCGCAAUGCGAAUAAUCAGGGUAGAGGGGGGUUUGGCCGUGGUCGUUGGCAGCCUGGGUUUCAAAAUGAUAGAGGAGCUGGCCUUCUUCCUCGUCCUGGACCUUAUCCUCAGAGGCAGAAUUUUGGGUAUGGAAACAGGUUUCCGAAUGGCCGCCAUCACGAUGAACGGUUUGUCUCUGAUAUGAAGCUUUCAAAGAGUGAAGAAACUCUGUCUAGAAAGUGCAUUGCUUUUCAGGAGCCUUGUGAAGUUGCCUGCUACAGUCGUGUAGAAGGCGGAGAAGUAUGUUUCGAUGAUCGUAGCUUGAGACUUUUUAAGCGCCAUGUCACUGAAGAUGUUGGAGCUGAUUUGAAUGAAGGUUAUGAUACAUUCAUUGCCAAAAAAGACUUAGGCUCAGAAGGUUUUGGUGAUCUCCUUGCUUGCAUUAGGGACAAAAAUAUCCCACUUCAAAACAUUCAUUUUGUGACAUUCCGUAACAAUCUUAAUAAGAUACUGGCUACAGCUUAUAUCCGUCAUGAGCCUUGGGAAAUGGGGGUUCACAAAAGGAAUGGUGUUGUCUAUCUAGAUGUGCAUAAGCUACCAGAAAGACCACAAAGUGAUUUAGAUCGCAGGAGAUGUUAUUACGGAUAUUGUUUUGAGAGCCUUGCCACUGAAGAUCCUAGAAGAGCAGAUGGAGAGGGGAUACAUCAUGUUGAUGCCAAUGUUGAAUUCUGUUCUGUGAUUAAGACAAAAUUAGGGGCUCACCGUAUCUUGAUGGGUGCUGAGAUGGAUUGCUGUGAUACGACUAAUGAUGGAAAGAGAUUUUAUAUGGAGCUAAAGACAAGUUAUGAGUUGAAUUAUCAUACAGAGGAAAAAUUUGAGAGAGAGAAACUGCUGAAGUUUUGGAUUCAGUCAUUCCUGGCUGGAGUUCCAUAUAUUGUCAUAGGAUUUAGGGAUGGUGCAGGUCGUCUUGUUCGGACAGAAAGACUUAGAACCAAAGAUAUAACACAGAGAGUAAAAAUGAAGAACUACUGGCAGGGAGGAGUCUGCUUGGCAUUUGCCGAUGAAGUAUUAUGCUGGCUGUAUGGAACAGUCAAAGAAAAUGAAGAUUACAUAUUGCAGUUUGCUCCACCUUCCAACCGUUUGGAGCUUCUGCAAGCCCAGUCUUGCCCAGAUGCAAUAACUAGUCAUCUCGAGCUGUUGUGAUUGGGAAAAUUGGAGAUCUUACAGUUACUUAAACAAUUAGAUAUACAAAAAAAGGAGAAUCAACUCUGGACUUCUCCCUGUAGCUUUAUUCAGAUGAACUUCUGGUAUAAGGGUACCCAAUUUAAGUGCUGAGAAUUGCAUUCACAUCUCAAUAGUAACUUGCAGAAAUAUUAUGGCCUUAUUCAGUUCGAAUAUAGCUUUUCAUUUUAUUGUUUCAAACUUUUUGUUUCCAUUUAAAGCUUAUUCGGUUGAAUAUAGCUUUCAUGUGAUGUUAAAAAAAAGUUUAUUU
Molecule: messenger RNA, 1849 nt
Organism: Gastrolobium bilobum
Lineage: Eukaryota; Viridiplantae; Streptophyta; Magnoliopsida; Fabales; Fabaceae
Product: NAD-capped RNA hydrolase DXO1
Exons: 13
Coding region: 37-1560 (507 amino acids)
Biological process (GO): NAD-cap decapping; nuclear-transcribed mRNA catabolic process
Cellular component (GO): cytosol; nucleus
Molecular function (GO): mRNA 5'-diphosphatase activity
Source: RefSeq, a predicted model, not a curated record